Messenger RNA from Pelobates cultripes (western spadefoot toad), 1035 nucleotides. The record is from the annotation of a GenBank genome assembly. Lineage: Eukaryota; Metazoa; Chordata; Amphibia; Anura; Pelobatidae.
AUGCAGAAACAAAGAAGUACCGAGAAAAAUGUUCCUGCAGCAAAAAAGACCGAUAAAACUUCAGUGGGGGUGAGUAAGGGCAUGCCAGCACACCCACGUUCCCCGUCCCACUCAGUAACCCAGAGGCUUAUUUCACCAGGAAAAUCUUCAUUGGUGGCAAAGGAGAAACAGCCACCCUCCUCUCAUACCCUCUCUCAAGCCCGCUCAUAUGCUAGUGCAGCCGGGACCCGCUCGCAGAGAUCUGAGAGCGGGGGGAUCGCGGCCACACACACAGUGACUCCUGGGGGGUCUGAAAACCGCUCCGAGCAUUUGAUUAGCUCGGAGCGUGUACAUUCUGCUCCUGCAAGCAGAGCAAGCAGAGACAGCAGCCGCUCGCGGCUUACAUGUAAAGCAGCCCGGUCCCUAGCAUAUAAUGGAGGCCGGGCUGAGGAUGAGGGGGCGGGCGGCGGGAGGUUUCGAUCCCCGUCGUGGUCCCCUGCCUCACGGCAGUCAGACUUGACGGGAGGGACCUCUGCCGCUCGUUCCCCUCACACAGUCAGUCUUAAAGGGACAGCAGAGAGCCUCAAUGUGCAAGAUAUGGAGGAAGAUUGUUUUAAUGUGCCCCAAAUUUUUCAUCAUAUGGUCACCAAAACCGAUACCACUAAAAUGGAUGACAACAUGACCCCAGUUCCAGUCAUACUUAAAAUGGCCACCAAUACAGCACACACUACCAAUGUUACAACUAAGAUGGCCACUACUCCUCCCAAGACAAUUUCUACUGCUUUCAAGACUAUGACCUAUAACCCUCACAUGCCGCUGGAAAUGGCAGAGGAUUUACCACCGUCGGCGGGACUAAUUAUCCAAUUAAUACAAGACCUGCGUGUGGACUUAAAAAAUUAUCUCAAAAAAGAUUUUGACAACAUGUAUGGGAUUCUGGAGAACAUUGGUCAACGCAAGGAGGCCGUUGAACACAGAUUAUCUACACAAGAAUCCGCUCAUUUAGAAUUGGAAAAAACUGUUAAGGAGCUUCAAAAGCAGGUCAACCAGCAGGCAUAG